Messenger RNA from Cavia porcellus (domestic guinea pig), 1219 nucleotides. RefSeq names its product olfactory receptor 2F1-like. NCBI's taxonomy places the organism in Eukaryota, Metazoa, Chordata, Mammalia, Rodentia, Caviidae. The record is from RefSeq and is a predicted model, not a curated record. Gene Ontology annotation, cellular component: plasma membrane. Gene Ontology annotation, molecular function: olfactory receptor activity; G protein-coupled receptor activity. Bases 1 to 939 code for a protein of 312 amino acids. The transcript has a single exon. Gene Ontology annotation, biological process: G protein-coupled receptor signaling pathway; detection of chemical stimulus involved in sensory perception of smell.
AUGAGGGACAAUGUGACCUGGGUGAGUGAGUUUGUCUUAAUGGGUCUCUCAGAUGACAGACAGACCCAGGCUGGGCUCUUUGUGCUCUUUGGGGCCACCUACCUGCUGACCCUGCUGGGCAAUGGGCUCAUCCUCCUCUUGAUCGCACUGGACACGCGACUCCACCUGCCCAUGUACUUCUUCCUCUGCCACCUUGCAGUUGUGGACAUUUGCUACACCUCCAGCGGAGUCCCACAGAUGCUGGCACACUUCCUGCUGGAGAAGAAGACCAUCUCCUUUGCCCGAUGUGGGACCCAGCUCUUCUUCUCCCUGGCCCUUGGGGGGACCGAGUUUUUGCUGCUGGCUGCCAUGGCCUAUGACCGCUACGUGGCCAUCUGUAAGCCCCUGCGUUACAUGGCAGUGAUGAGUCCCAGGCUCUGUGUGGCACUGGCUGGUGUCCCUUGGCUCAUGGGCCUGGCUAACUCUUCUGUGGAGACAGCAGUCACCAUGCGCCUGCCCACCUGUGGGCACAAUGUGCUGAACCAUGUGGCCUGUGAGACCAUGGCACUGGUCAGGUUGGCUUGUGUAGAUGUCACUCUCAACCAGGUAGUCAUAGUGGCCUCCAGUGUGGUGGUACUGCUGCUGCCCUGCUUCCUAGUCUCUCUGUCCUAUGUUCACAUUGUGGCCUCCAUUGUGAAGAUCCGCUCUACCCAGGGACGCUGUAGAGCCUUUGAGACCUGCGCCUCUCACCUCUCUGUGGUCUCCAUGUCUUAUGGGAUGGCCCUCUUCACCUAUCUCCAGCCCCGUUCCAGGGCCCCAGCUGAGCAGGACAAGGUGGUGGUGCUCUUCUACGCUGUGGUGUCCCCCAUGCUGAACCCACUCAUUUAUAGUCUGCGGAACAAGGACGUCAAGGCUGCUGUAAAUCGGGUUCUGAUACAGAGCUCGGAGUCUAAAUGGUAGGUGGUGACUUUUAGUUGUAAGGCCUCCCUGAGGACACUGGAGACUGGAUUAGGAACGGCCAGCACAAUACCCAAGAGUUUGUCUGGCUGCGCAUGUUAUCCUGUGUGUGUGUGUGUGAGACACUGACAGGUGGUAGGACAGUGAUCUGUGCUCCUCUCUCCUGUUGUAAUAGGGAUGUGGGGUUUUGUCUCUGGACUCUAUUUUAAGCCCACAUCUUAUUCCAAAGGAAAGGAAUUAUAUUAACUUAAAAAUGCAUAUGGCUGUAUGAGAAUAGAUAAUU